Molecule: messenger RNA, 1108 nt
Organism: Ectocarpus sp. CCAP 1310/34
Lineage: Eukaryota; Phaeophyceae; Ectocarpales; Ectocarpaceae
Source: the annotation of a GenBank genome assembly
AUGUUGAAGUAUCAUCAUCGCCGGCCCCUCCACCGGCGGCUCCUCCAGCCCCACCUCCUCCUGCUCCACGACCUGGCGCUGCUGCCCCUCGCCCCCCUCCUCCACCUCCCCCACGGCCGCUCAUCCCCCUCCUCUACCUCCUCCACGGCCGCUCAGCCCCCCUCCUCGUCCUUGUUGGCGUGCUCCGCGGUCGUGACCUCUGCUUGCUGUUGAUCUCGCCGCUGCCGCCCCCGCGGCGGCGGCUACUUCCGCUGCUGCUGCUGCGAGUUGUGCCGGUGUUGCUGCCCCUGUUGCGGCCUCUGGUGCCGCUGAUAUUGCCGGUGCUGUUGAUGCUGGUACUGACCCCUCACCUAUUGGAGAGGAUAGCUCUGCUGGAGCUGCCCCCCCGCGUGCUUGGGAGGCUUCAUGAGCACGGGCUUUACCCUUGCCUUUGCUGGGAGGGUGCGGGACGGGUACCGCCGCCACUGCUGCUGCUGCUGCUGCUGCUGCUGCUGCUGCUGCUGCUGCUGCUGCUGCUGCUGCUGCUGUUGCUGUUGCUGCUGCUGCUGCUGCUGCUGUUGUUGUUGUUGUUGUUACGAGCUCUGUUGGUGCUGUUGCGGAUCCUUCUCCUACGGUUAAGAAUGGUGGUGCCCGAGCUUCUCCAUCUACUCGAGAGUGGUCACCCUCAUAGUCCAAGCGAGGAGGCGACUGCUGUUGUGUACCGGCGGGAGGUGANCGGGACGUGGAGUGGACUCGCCUAUGGUUGGUGCCGCCGUGCUUGAUGAACCACCAGAACCCCCACUAACGUCGACAUCGCCGGCGGAUGACGCGCUUCUAGCAUCCGCACUGCUUCCCUCCCCACUUUGGUCCUCACUCACCCGUGGCCGCUUUGAUGAUGGCUGGGCUUGCGGGUGCCGGGAAAGCAUCCUUGCGAACGCGGCCGCCUGGUUCUUCUGCUGCGCACUGCUGCGCAGCUAUCCUCUCCUCUCCGCAUUUGUUUUCCGACCCGCUUUUUGUGCGCCAUACUUGGGUUUUGAUCCUGGAUUUCGCCCAUGGGGAGCGCUGGCUCCACGGUUGCUGUGGGAGGGCUGUUGUGCUUUCCGUUGUGGUCUGUGUUGGGUGUUGUCAU